AUGGCUAAUCCGGGGAACUCGGCACCAGCGUCUGGGUGUCGCUUCGGUGCAACCGCAGCUCUAACCAAGCUACGGGGCUUCCCAUCUGCUCUUUUGGGCAGGCAAAAUGUCGAGAUCGAUCCCACUCCUAUCCCAACCACGACCGUCAACCGUCGUCGGGCGACUAGUGUCGCCGCCUCCCUCGAUCGUGACGAAACGCUCGCAGAGAAGAUCUCCGAACAGCUGGAUCAUGGCGAAGAAGUGAAGGAAACAGAAGAGACGGUCUUGUACCUUGCGUACGGGUCGAAUCUAGCCUCCAAGACAUUCCGCGGCGUGCGAGGGAUCAAACCGCUCUCGCAGAUCGGGGUGUUUGUGCCUGAACUACGGCUUACCUUCGAUCUGCCCGGGGUCCCAUACAUGGAGCCAUGUUUCGCGGGUACACAAUACCGAGAUGGGUCGGAUGAUGAUCUUGAUGUCGAGUCAGACGUGUCGGAGAAGGCGGCGUUGAUGGGCCAAAGCCAGCGGGAGUCAUAUCACAAGCGUCGAUGGAGCGGGCCUCUCGUCGGCGUCGUUUACGAAGUCACUCUCGCGGACUAUGCAAAGAUCAUUGCUACGGAGGGUGGUGGUCGAGGAUACCGCGAUGGGAUCAUUGAUUGCUACCCUUUCCCUGAAAACUAUGAUUCCUCCUCUCCGGUCCCCGAGCAUCCAUCUACGCCAGCUUUCAAAGCACGCACACUUCUCUCGCCUGCUGCGGAUGACGCUCGGCUUCGCUCGCAAUCGCGGAAGGGCGGCGCGGUGGUCGCUAAGCCCGCGUUAUCGUGGUGGUAUACCAUUGGCUUGCACUUCCGGCCUGAUCCUGACUAUGCCCAGCCCUCUGCUCGGUACCUGAAUCUGAUCAAGACCGGCGCUGCGGAGCAUGAUCUCCCCAUCUCGUAUCAGGAGUACCUGGCGCAGAUUAGAACAUACCAUGUCACGACGGGGCGACAGAAGGCCGGGAAGACGAUCUUCCUGGUUUUAUGGGUGCCAUGGCUCCUUUUGGUCAUGACAUUGUCUAGAACCUGUGCUGGACCUGAUGGUCGGAGCCCACCGUGGCUGGUCGCGAUGGCGAAUAUUCUGUUCACCGCGAUGUGGAGCAGCUAUGAUUUGUUCUUCGCAAAAGUCUUUGGGAACGGUGAGCGGACUCUGACUGAUAUACCUGCCUGA
Messenger RNA from Penicillium olsonii, 1182 nucleotides. The record is from the annotation of a GenBank genome assembly. Lineage: Eukaryota; Fungi; Ascomycota; Eurotiomycetes; Eurotiales; Aspergillaceae.